UAACGCAAUUGUUUUUUUUUUUUUUUUUUUUUUUUAAGUAAUUACUAAAGCAAGCUAUUUUUAGAAUACAGAAAAAUCGCUCCGAAUAAAUAUGAAACCCACUCGAGCAUCCAAUACAAUCUAAAUUAAAUUUCGAAGACAAAUGCACGAGUAAAUAUGUCAACCCCGCGAGAGGGCGAACGAAAAAACAUUCGCUCAAUAGAACAUAUCACGCUAUGAAAAAUCCGACUUUCAUUCCAGUCGACUACCCCCCCAAGCCGCAUCAGCAUCAAAUCGCUCCGCGAAAAUUAAUGAAGGUACACGCACACACGUACACGCCUACAUCGACGCCGUUUACGUAUACCAGGUCUCUCUCGCUCUCCGCAAUGACAAAUGACGACAUCAGAGCCAGGAAGCAGAAGAGAUGUAUACAUGCAUGUCUCUGGGAAUAAUAUAUCCAUACGAGGAGAGUUUCUCAAGUUGGGGUUGAGAGAAAGCGAGAAAGACGUUGACGGUCUGACUUUUUAGGGCAAAAAAAGGGUCGUACGUGGAUAAGUGAGAGACGGCGCGCGCCUGCGGGGCCGAGGUGAAACUCGACGAGAGAGAAUCCGGGGCUGGCCAGGAUAAUCGAGGAAAACAAGCACUUGUCUUUAGCUUCCCUUUUGUUAUAUUUUCGGGGCUGCUUUUUCUGCUUCUAGAUUAUCAGCCGCUCAUCGCGAUAUAACGGAGAAGCUUCUACCCUCGCGCGGUUUUGCAUCGAGUUGACAUAGUUUUCAAAUCGUGAAGUUGGAUGGUUUUCGGAACAAAACAAUUCCCUGCGGCAUGGAACGGGAGAGUCGUUGGAGGCUAUGAGACGCUAUAGUUACGGAUAACGCGAUGGUGCCGAAAAAUCCAACCGCGUAUCAAAAAUUCAUGCAGAGAAUCGCGCAGGUCCUGCCCGAAAAAGCUCGGGGUGUAUUUUUACAUCCGGCAGGGCCAACGACGAUCUUCUUUUGGGCGCCAACUUUCAAGUGGGGUUUGGUUUUAGCCGGUAUCGGAGAUAUAAAUCGACCGGUCGACACUAUUUCUUUGAGUCAGACAGCUAGCCUUGCGCUGACUGGACUCAUUUGGUCGAGAUACUCUCUCGUGAUAAUACCUAAAAACUACAAUUUGCUGAGCGUCAACGCUUUCGUGUUCAUGACGAACGUGUACAACUUUGCUAGGGGCGCCACGCACCAGAUGAACGAGGGCAAGAAGUAAUCGAGUAUAGUACCUUGUCGUUUUGCGCGUCUUUUAUUUCAAUAAAAAAUCUCUUCUGCUUUAUGUACAA
This is a messenger RNA of Nasonia vitripennis (jewel wasp), 1288 nucleotides long. Its product is annotated as mitochondrial pyruvate carrier 2-like. The record is from RefSeq and is a predicted model, not a curated record. Gene Ontology annotation, biological process: pyruvate import into mitochondria. NCBI's taxonomy places the organism in Eukaryota, Metazoa, Arthropoda, Insecta, Hymenoptera, Pteromalidae. The transcript has 3 exons. Bases 856 to 1218 code for a protein of 120 amino acids. Gene Ontology annotation, cellular component: mitochondrial inner membrane. Gene Ontology annotation, molecular function: pyruvate transmembrane transporter activity.